GAUGAGACGGAAGGCAUGGAAAAUUCCAGCUGGUUCGAGAACUCUGCCAGAGCCUUUAAGCCCGGGCUCGCUCGGCCGGAGUGUGCUUUCGCCGCCUGGGAGCCUUCCGGCCCAGCUGCCUGUCCGGUCCCCGCGGUCCCCGCCCUCCUGCAUCCCGGGAGCCGGCUCGGUUCGGAGCCCAGAGCUGUGCGUUCGGGCAUGCCCCGCUACGAGCUGGCUUUGAUCCUGAAAGCCAUGCAGCGGCCAGAGACCGCUGCUGCUCUGAAGCGUACACUAGAAACCCUGAUGGACAGAGGGGCUGUGGUGAGGAACUUGGAGAACCUGGGCGAGCGUGCGCUUCCUUACAGGAUCUCCGCCCAUAGUCAGCAGCACACCAGGGGAGGGUAUUUCUUGGUGGAUUUUUACGCACCAACAACCACUGUUGAAGGCAUAAUGGAGCAUUUGUCUCGAGACACUGAUGUGAUUAGACCAAAUAUUAUAAAACACCCUCUGACCCAGGAAGUGAAAGAGUGUGAAGGGAUCGUCCCAGUCCCACUUGAAGAAAAGCUGUAUUCCACCAAGAAGAGGAAGUGAGAAGAUUCACCAGAUUUUAGCCUUCUAUUUAAUUCUCUCACUUUUGGGCACCCACCAUGGAUUAAUAACUUACCAGCUUGAUCUUUAUGUAAGAGGGUGCUUUCAGUGCCCUUUGAUUUUUCUAAGGUACUUUUAGUUCUUGAUCCCCUUUGCUGUGAGAAGUCGGGGAAUGGCCUCCUUAGAGCCGCUUUGUAAUAUAUGGCAUCAGCGCUCCCUGCUCGAUUGCGUUUCACGAAUGUAAUUUGUCAGUGAGGACUUUGCCCUACAGCAGCACUAACACCGCUUGGAAGAGCAAAGAUUAUAAAAACCACUUUGGGUUGCACGCUAGUCAUUCAGACUGUAUACCACCAUGCAAAAUAAAAUUUUAAGACCAUCGUCUUAUAUGAGUAACUUUUGAUCAGAGUGAAAGUCUGUGAUUUGAAAGAACUUUUGCCUCUUCACCUCCCCCAGCACCGUGCCCCAUCC
Molecule: messenger RNA, 1038 nt
Organism: Physeter macrocephalus (sperm whale)
Lineage: Eukaryota; Metazoa; Chordata; Mammalia; Artiodactyla; Physeteridae
Gene: MRPS6
Product: mitochondrial ribosomal protein S6
Exons: 4
Coding region: 16-573 (185 amino acids)
Biological process (GO): translation
Cellular component (GO): ribosome; mitochondrial small ribosomal subunit
Molecular function (GO): structural constituent of ribosome; small ribosomal subunit rRNA binding
Source: RefSeq, a predicted model, not a curated record